Molecule: messenger RNA, 1978 nt
Organism: Pezoporus occidentalis (night parrot)
Lineage: Eukaryota; Metazoa; Chordata; Aves; Psittaciformes; Psittacidae
Product: serine/threonine-protein kinase pim-1-like
Exons: 5
Coding region: 1-1323 (440 amino acids)
Biological process (GO): protein autophosphorylation
Cellular component (GO): cytoplasm
Molecular function (GO): ATP binding; protein serine/threonine kinase activity
Source: RefSeq, a predicted model, not a curated record
AUGGUGCCUCCCCCGUCCCCCCAGCGUCCCCCCGCAGGGGCUCGCGGCACCGCUCCCCUCUCCCGGUACUGGCAGUGGCGGCGCUGGGCGAGCCGCCGCCGCUGGGUCUGGGUCUGGCGAGGCAGCGCCGCCCCCUGGCGCUCCCCGGCCCGCCCCCAGGCCCCGCCCCGCCUGGGGCUGGCCAGGGGCCGACACCACCCGCAGGUGCCCGGCGGCGGAGCGCCCGCUCCCUCCCCGCCCCGCAGCCUCCCGGCAGCCGCGACCCCCGAGACCCCGGAGCGCGGUGCUGCUGCGGGGGUGCCGUCACCGGCAGCGCGGUCGGGCAAGGUGCCCGUGGUCCUCCUGACCCGCAUUGACCCGUCGGCCUAUCUGCGCUCCGGGACCGGCGGGGAGCGGCGCGCCGCGGAGCCUCGGCCGGGAAAGGCCGGGAAUGAUGCGGCUCCGCUCGGCCCGGAGCGCCCGGUGGGGGCCGGCGGGGACCCCGCGCGCAGCGACAGCGGCCGCGUCUGUCGCACGGGGCACGACAAGGAGAGCUUCGAGCGGCUUUACCGCGUGGGACCGCUGCUGGGGAGAGGCGGCUUCGCGUCCGUGUACUCGGGGGUCCGCCUGUGUGACAACAGCCCGCCCAGCGGCACUCGCGUUCCCAUGGAGAUAGCCAUGUUGAGGAAGGUGUGCUCCGGCUGCAGUGCCAUCAUCCAGCUCCUCAGUUGGUUUGAGCUGCCCCACUCCUUUGUGCUGGUUCUGGAGCGUCCGGAGCCAUCGCAGGACCUCUCCGACUUCAUCAAAAAAUGGAGGUUCCUGCCCGAGGAUCUGGCGCGGGGCAUUUUCCUCCAGGUGCUGGUGGCUGUGCGGCACUGCCACAGCUGCGGUGUCCUGCACAGGGAUAUCAAGCCCAAGAACAUCAUCAUCAACUUGGCCACCAGAGAGGUCAAGCUUAUUGACUUUGGUUGCAGCACCCUCCUCAGGGACACGGUCUACACCAAAUUUAGCGGAACACCUUUGUACUACCCGCCGGAGUGGUUCCGCUGGCACUGCUACCACGGCCGUCCGGCAGCGAUCUGGUCCCUGGGCGUGCUGCUGUAUGAGAUGGUGUGCGGGGUCCUCCCCUUCCGGUGCUGCGAGGACAUCGUCAGCGGGCAGCUCUUCUUCCAGCGCCGGAUCUCUGUCGAAUGCCAGCACCUCAUCAGGUGGUGCUUGUCCAUGAGAGCUCGCGACAGGCCAUCCCUGGACGAUGUGUUCAACCACCCUUGGCUGCAAACAUCCACUGCCCCAGGAGACAGCCGCCCUCCACCCUCACAGCCUGAGCCAGCAGCUGGGCAAUGAGGAGAGACAAGAUCUGACAGCAAAGCAACAGACAAAGCGGCUACUCCAACACCAGCCACGAGCACUGCAGCUACUCCAACACCAGCCACAACCACUGCGGUGACACCAACAAUGGCAACAGGCACCGUGGCUACUCCAAUGGCAAGGACUGUCACUACAGCUACAACUCCAGCAACAUGCAGUGCUGCUAUUCCAACCAGGGCAAAAAAAGCAGUGUGGCUACUCCAAACUCAGUGACAAGCAGUGAGGCUUCUCAAACCCAAGCCACAAGCACUGCAGGUACUACAAAUACAGCGACAGACACAUCGGCCACUCAAACGCCGAGGACAGGCACUGUGGCUGGUGCGACCCAAUUCAACAUGCCCUGCAGUUAAUCCAGCCCCAGGCACAAGGACUGCAGUUACUCCACCACCAGUUUUAAGCUCUGCAGCUACUCUAUCUCUGGGAAGGAGCAAUGGCGCUACUCUAAGGCCUGCUAUGUAUACAGUGGCUACGACAACCCCAGCCGCAAACACUGCAGCUACUCCAGUGCAAGCCACAACCACUGCAGCCUCUCCAACGCCAGUGACACACACUGCUGCUUCUGCAGCCCCAUCAACAAGCAGUGAGGCUUCUCCAACCCAAGCCCUAAGAACUGUGCCUACUGCAACCAUGG